Molecule: messenger RNA, 2231 nt
Organism: Lineus longissimus
Lineage: Eukaryota; Metazoa; Nemertea; Pilidiophora; Heteronemertea; Lineidae
Product: DNA (cytosine-5)-methyltransferase 3B-like
Exons: 17
Coding region: 84-2018 (644 amino acids)
Cellular component (GO): nucleus
Molecular function (GO): methyltransferase activity
Source: RefSeq, a predicted model, not a curated record
GGCAGGAUGAUGGGUCGGUGGUGAAUACAAGAUUAGCCGAUUCCCCGAAACCUCCUGCAGCAUCUACCAGUGUGCCGAAACUGAUGGAGCCAACCACAGACGAACAGGAGCCACUCCUUGGAAAACUGGUGUGGGCCAGAUUUGGUGGCCAUAGAUGGUGGCCCGGUAUCAUUGUGCGUGGGAACAUGUGUUACCUUCGCACUGCCAAGUAUGGUAACUCUUGGAUAUAUUGGUUUGGGGACCACAAGGUGUCUGAGGUUGCUCAUGGCAAGAUCCGACCUUUUACCAUUGACUUCUUCAACUACUUGAAGAAAAGUACAACCAUGGCCAAGACCUUCCACAAGGCCGUCGUUGAGGCGAUUCAGGUGUGCUGUGAAAGGGCUGGCUUCACCCCCGGGAAAGCUGAGGAAGAUCUGCUGCUGUGGGCAGAAAAUGGCUUCAAAGCCCGAAAUGGGAAAUCUCUUCAAGGCCAGCUUGAUGAACCCAAGGGCAACCAGCAGUUACCAAACUUUGUCAUCGAAGGUGUCGCAGCACUCUCGGCCAAGAUUAAACGGAGUAAGGAAGUCAAGGAAAAGGAGGAGAGAGUCACAGAGUCGGAAUUGAAACCAACAAGAUUAGAGGUUUUGGAGCAGAGGAAGAAAUCCAGUCCUGAGGACGCAGUGGCUGAUAUACGAAGUGGGAGAAGAGCUAUUACAGACACCUGUCUUGCCUGUACAUCCACCUCCGCCGCCGUGGUUGUACAGCACCCAUUCUUCGAAGGAGGUCUGUGCGAAAUGUGCAAGGAGGAAUUGAUGGACACCAUGUUUGCUUUUGGUGCUGAUGGAACUGGGGUUUUCUGCAUAAUCUGUGGAAACGGUGGAGACCUCUUUGUUUGUGAUAAGACUGCAUGUAACAGGGUCUACUGCACCGGUUGCAUCGUAGCACUUGUGGCGCCAUCAGCAAUUGACCUCAUCCACAAGACGGAACCAUGGCUAUGCUUCAUGUGCUCUGAGCACAAACCAGAGACCCACGGCAUAUUGGUCAAGAAGGCGAACUGGAAACAGAAUGUCCACGGUCUUUUCAACCACACCAUUGGCUCACAGCCUCCGACACCCGAGGACCUCCCAACUCAUCGGAUGAGGGUGUUGUCCCUCUUUGAUGGAAUAGGCACCGGAAAAUUUGUCCUCGACCAGCUUGGUUUUGACGUUGAAUUCUACUUUGCUAGUGAGAUUGACCAGGAUGCAAUUAACGUAACUAAGAUGCAUCAUAAAGAUAACGUGACCCAUCUUGGUGAUGUGAGGACUAUUACGGUACAAAAGCUCAAUGAAAUCGGCCCAAUUGAUCUGCUAAUCGGUGGUUCGCCUUGCAAUGAACUCUCCCUUUGCAACCCAGCCAGGAAGGGCUUGGGAGAUGGGACUGGCCGUCUGUUCUUCGAAUACUACCGAAUCCUCAACACACUACAGAAGUCAAACCGGGGCAGGCAUCUCUUCUGGCUGUUUGAAAACGUCGUCUCAAUGCCCAAAGAGGUCAAAUCUAGCAUUUCAAGAUUCUUUGGGUGUGAACCAGCCAAGUUGAAUUCCAAGUAUUUCUCAGCCCAGCAGCGUGCUCGAUACUUCUGGGGGAAUUUGCCUGGAAUAUAUUGCCCACCCCAGCUGGACCACUUCACAGAGAAGGGGGCCAACCUGAACAACGUCCUCACUCCAUUCUGCAACAGAGUGGCUCGGUUUGAGAAGAUCCAGACAGUAACGACGAAGAGUAAUUCCUUCCGACAAGGCCACAAAGACUCGAGAGGUGAACUGCCGGUCAUGAUGGAUGGAAAACAGGAUGGACUCUGGAUACCAGAGGUUGAAAGGCUGUUUGGUUUCCCGUCCCACUACACAGACAUCGGAUAUCUGGGCCCCGGCAAACGACAGAAGUUGAUUGGCAAGUCCUGGAGUAUUGGUGUCAUCCGCCAUCUUUUUAUGCCACUGAGACAGUUCUUUGCUCUGAGGGAUGAGGUGGAGAGUGGGGAGGUAGAGGGCGUUGAGCCUUGUCUGUAAUCCUAAUGAAUCUGAAGCUCUUUUAAAGGCCUCAUUCCACAAGGAGUCAUUUUCCUACUGUAGUUGCGGCCCCAGGAAAUAUUCAAGGCCCCAACAAGUAUUGGUUGCGAAUACUUGUUUGGCAGUGGUGUUUUACCUGUAUAUGGCCUGUGUGUAACCGAUGCCCUCCAGCUGGCUUAAACGCAUCAAUACAGUAUAUUUUUUAGACUUGGA